Messenger RNA from Hippoglossus stenolepis (Pacific halibut), 2024 nucleotides. RefSeq names its product zona pellucida sperm-binding protein 4. Gene Ontology annotation, cellular component: egg coat. The record is from RefSeq and is a predicted model, not a curated record. Lineage: Eukaryota; Metazoa; Chordata; Actinopteri; Pleuronectiformes; Pleuronectidae. Gene Ontology annotation, biological process: binding of sperm to zona pellucida; prevention of polyspermy. The coding region runs from base 364 to 2010 and encodes 548 amino acids. Gene Ontology annotation, molecular function: structural constituent of egg coat; acrosin binding. The transcript has 12 exons.
GUGGAGGGCUGAGGUUGGAAAGGCCUUUGAGUUACGCAACGAUUUCAUUCAGCGGCUCCCUGAGGAGACAUCAGGCCAAACAGGCGCUCAGCACGAUGCGGGCCAGGAUUUAAACCUUGACCUGUGUUAUGUCAUUAAUUCCCUUUGUUUUCUGUCUCACUCCUCUAAGAAAGAGAAAGUGUGUGACAGUAUAUCCACUUUGUUCCAUCCCAGUGAACACAUACCUCCAAGCUGUGCUGAUGCUCUGCAGGAUGACAAGCUUCAAACCAAUCAACACUAAUUAACAGGUGUCACGUGACCCACAAAGAAAAGAGUCUCUGGAGCCAGGAAACGUAUCAGUGAAAACAUCCCAGCGAUAACAAGAUGAGUUAUGAUCGUGCUAAACUUUGUUGGAUUUCUUUCUGUGUUGCGCUCGUGGCUCAGCGCUGCUGCUGCCUGUCCGGCGUCCAGGUGGAGAAAACCCCCGAGCAGAGGAAACUGCUCGUCCUGCCCAGAGUCACCUGCUCUGUCUGGAGAAUCAAAGCUGUGUUUGCUCCGCUGGUCAGAAACAAUAUACAUGUGAGAGAUGUGUCCGGGGCCACAGUCCCAGUGCCUCAGUCUGAGGACUCGUGUGGAGUGAUGUCGAGCAGAGAGAAAAACCAGAGCAUCUCCUUCUUCAGCAGAUAUGACAGCUGCUACGUUCAGAUUGAGAGCACCCGAGUGGUCAUACCUCUGCAUGUGCAGCUGAAGGGAGAAGAUCAGUGGUUCAGGGUGAAUAUCAGCUGUCCUCUGAUAAGGAGACAGGGCGAGCGGACUCCGCUGAAGCCGACAUUGUUGCCUGGAAAGUGUGGCACAGACAGAGCUCUGCGAGUGGACUGUGGCCAUCAAAUCAUUUCCAGUGACGCCUGCUACAAACUGGGCUGCUGCUAUGAUGCUGAUGAUUCCACCUGCUUCUAUAGACUCAACGCCUGCUCUCUGGACGGACACUUCGUGUUCUCGGUGAAGGCCACAGACACGGACCCGCCCGUCACUCCCAGCAGCCUCAUAGUCAAAGAUCAGCCGCAGUGUUUCCCUGUGGUCGCCACCGCAGACACGGCCGUCUUCAAGAUCGGAGUCACAGACUGUGGUGCAAAGAAGAAGGUGGAAGGAGAUGUUGUGAUCUAUGAUGUGGAGGUGGAGGAGCUGCACACGGACAGAACAUCCACACAUUCUCCGUUCAGUCUCCAGGUACGGUGUGAGUACGCGAGAUCAGAUCUGACGCCUGCAGCAGACGUGAGGUCCUUGUACGCAAUGACGAACCCCCCGUCUGUGGUUGCACUGGGAACCAUCAGAGUGCAGAUGAGAAUAGCCACAGAUGCAUCUUUCACAUCCUUCUUUCCCGAGGAGCAGCUUCCUCUGAGUUUGCCGCUGCGUAAAGCUGCUUAUGUGGAAGUGUCCAUCGCCCAACCCUCCCCAGACCCGACUCUCUCCCUACGGGUGCAGGAUUGCUUUGCCCACCCUGUGUCCAGACACUCUGUGUGGAUGCUCCUGUAUGACGGAUGCCCGAAUCCUUUGGAUAACAUGAGAAGCUCUGUCCCUGUGGACAAACGGGGGAGGACGACCUCCCACUCCCAAGUGAGGAGGUUUGAUGUCAAGACCUUUGCCUUCUUGGACCCUCAUACGGGACAUCCCAGUGAGGAGGAGAUGUACUUCUAUUGUUGGGUGGAGAUCUGCACAGACGAUGUUGACUGUGCACAGAGUUGUGCCAUCAUUUCAUCUGAGGGUGAGAGACGGAGAAGAGACACGUCUGACCAGCUCCAGUUGGUGUCUUUAGGGCCACUAAUGCUGGGACAGAACAACACUGAAGUGGAAGACAGUCCGUGUGUGAAGCAGAACACAGUGUUCCAUGUGAUGGUGUACAUCCUCUCUGGUGUGGGUGCGGCCCUGCUGCUGAUCCUGCUCUUCACUGUGUGGUUGAGCGUCACCAAGUGUCGGAAGACAAAUAUACAGAAACCUUCUCAAGCACAAGUUGACAGUGAACCGUGCCAGUAAAUCAUUUGACCUUC